AUGGCGAAGGAACGCUCCGGCAUUGCCGUCGGCUUGAACAAAGGCCAUAAAACCACCGCCAACACAACCAAGACACGCAUCUCGCGGACAAAAGGCCACCUCUCCCGCCGCAUCAAGUUCGUCCGUGAUAUCGUGAAGGAGGUCGCCGGCCUUGCCCCAUAUGAGCGCCGCGUCGUUGAACUGUUGAGAAACGCCCAGGACAAGCGGGCCCGGAAGCUCGCGAAGAAACGGCUCGGAACCUUUGGUCGUGCCAAGAGAAAGGUCGACGAAAUGCAAGGAGUCAUUGCCGAGGCCAAGAGAGCCGGCCACUAG
Messenger RNA from Histoplasma mississippiense, 312 nucleotides. RefSeq names its product 60S ribosomal protein L36. Gene Ontology annotation, cellular component: cytosolic large ribosomal subunit; ribosome. Gene Ontology annotation, biological process: cytoplasmic translation. The record is from RefSeq and is a predicted model, not a curated record. The transcript has 3 exons. Gene Ontology annotation, molecular function: structural constituent of ribosome. The coding region runs from base 1 to 312 and encodes 103 amino acids. NCBI's taxonomy places the organism in Eukaryota, Fungi, Ascomycota, Eurotiomycetes, Onygenales, Ajellomycetaceae.